Cynara cardunculus var. scolymus (artichoke) is the source of this 597-nucleotide messenger RNA. Its product is annotated as protein PLANT CADMIUM RESISTANCE 2-like. The record is from RefSeq and is a predicted model, not a curated record. The coding region runs from base 1 to 597 and encodes 198 amino acids. Lineage: Eukaryota; Viridiplantae; Streptophyta; Magnoliopsida; Asterales; Asteraceae. The transcript is spliced from 4 exons.
AUGGAGAAGGCCUCUCAACCUACAACCGGUGAACCAGCCCAAACCCAACCCCAAACGGCACAACCGUCAAAUCCUCCUCCAGCAGUAGCAAAUGACCAGUCCGGAAAGGAUUCUGCAACUCCACAACAACCCGGCGCUGUGGUUGGGGUUCCACCACAGCAAGUCGUGGUUCCUGCAUGGUCCACUGACCUUUUUGAAUGUUUUGAUGAUCCUCAAACCUUUAUCAUAACAUUUUUUGCUCCAUGCGUUACUUUCGGACAAAUCGCUGAAAUGGUGGAUAGGGGACGUACCAGUGUUGGCAUGUAUGCGGGCCUUUAUUUUCUCAUAAUGUACUUCACGGGCUGUGGAUGCCUACUGUCGGCAUACUUUAGAAUAAAGAUGAGCCAUAUAUAUAGGUUGCCUGACGACCCUCUCAUAAAUAUUCUUGUCCAUCUAAUUUGUGAGCCAUGCGCCUUGUGUCAAGAAUAUCGCGAGCUUCAACAUCAUGGCUUCAAUAUGCAACUUGGAGUUGGGUGGCAUAAUCAAACUCUGGAGGUACAACAAAUUGGUGCACCCAUGGAACCACCUAUGGUUCCUGGAGGAAUGACUCGAAACUGA